AAGGAACCUACUGGGUCCAGCGCAUUCUUUAAGAUCUAUGUUUCUUUUCCAUUUCCCUCUAGAAAUGGCGCACCAAUUUUACGAAGAACUGCCUUGGUGUGAGAGCUCCUUGUGGCUCAGCCCAGUACCAAAUAGCUUAUUACUUGUGAUCAUCUUAAGACGGUGCAGCUUUAAAGCAAGACGGAGGAACCCUCCAUUUUCAGCAGCACUAGGCCAUAUUCGGCAGCGGGCCGGUGGCUCCCGCUCGCCUCUCCACGGAGAAGGCUCUGGAGGACUCAGUUCCGCGCGGGGCAGCCCAGAAACCAGGUCUCCAGCGGCCAGCACAGCCCUGUUGCCAAGGGAACCGCCACGCGCCGCUGCGCUGGCCCACUAGCGGGAGCGUGAGGGGCUAGGCCGGGUAGGCCAGACAUGGAGCUGCCGGACCCUGUUCGUCAGCGCUUGAGCAACCUCAGCCUCACCAUGUUCGGCGACUCCAGCCGUACCGGGCCAGAGUCCAGUGAGGCCGCGGAUAACGAAAUGGUCUCCAGCCUGCCCCUGCAGAUGUCACUUUACUUUAACUCUUACUUUUUCCCACUCUGGUGGGUGAGCUGCAUUGUGAUGUUGCACCUGAAGUAUUCGGUCUUGCCUGACUACUACAAAUUCAUUGUGAUUACUGUGGUCAUCCUCAUAACCUUGAUUGAGGCCAUCCGGCUGUACCUGGGCUGCAUGGGUAACCUGCAGGAGAAGGUUCCCGAACUGGCCGGCUUUUGGCUUCUGAGCCUUCUACUACAGUUGCCUUUACUCCUUUUCCUGCUCCUUAAUGAAGGCCUGAAGAAUCUGCCCUUGGAGAAAGCGAUUCACAGCAUCUUCACCGUCUUCCUUACUUUCCAAGUUAUCUCAGCGUUUCUGACCCUGAAGAAAAUGGUCAACCAGCUGGCAGCCCGUUUCCACCUCCAGGAUUUCGAUCAGCUGUCUGCGAGCAGCGCGACUCUGAGGCGGGCUAGGCAAAGCUCGGAAGAGCUCUGACCGCGUGCUGAUGGUGACGUCACCAAGAUGACGCAAGAGGACCCAGAAGUGAGUGACAGGACAUCGAGUCAGGCCUGAGGAAGGGGGCACGCGUGUUGGGGUGUGCCCUCUAGCUCUGAAACCCCCCAUGGAGGAAAUGCCCAGGCUUACUCGUAUCAACCCUGCAGCCGAGGGGAUGUCCAGACUCGGCAUUUCUUGUUUCUGAUGUUGGCUUCGAAGGUGUUUCUUCAUGAGUGUGUUGGCAGUUGCAACACCACCUCUUCUGUCAUGUUUCUGGUUAUAAUCUGUGAUGAGAAAUGUGUGGCACUUCAAAGAAAAUCAGCUUUGUCCACUGGAAUCUCACAGAGUGUGUCAACACCCCCCAGGACAUGCCCUAACCCGGCAGGAGUUGGCCAAUAUAAAAGGAACUCCAUGGUGUUCUUGUGGGCUUUUUGUUUCAUUUGCUGUUGCUUUGGCAUUUCUGUCUUAUUAUUAGAGAGUAAAAGGGUGGGAAGGAGUUGGGAAGGGGGAAACAAGAAAAGUAUGGUAUGAAGAAAAGAACUAAUAAAAGAAAUACGCGACGUUUCUUUUAAACUUGUCAGCUAUCUAACUGGCUGCCCUGGGCUUCUUGGAUCAUAUGGAAAUGCUCCAUCAAUAGGAUGCCUGUGUGUUAGGUGGAAUUUUAACCAAGACCAAAGUGUUGGGUGUGCUAGUACGCAGUUCCAAAUGUCUUUCCAGUUGUUAUCUUGCAGUGAAAGAGGCAGUCACAUCGUGGUGCUUAAAGAAUAUUUGUCACAAAUAUUUCAAGCUUUAUAAAGCCAUGUUCAGUAUUUGUGGUGAUGGCACCUAAGUCCUUUUUACCAUAAAUCGUAAGCUCUUUAUAUUAAACUAUCAGCAGCAUAUCA
This is a messenger RNA of Rattus rattus (black rat), 1889 nucleotides long. RefSeq names its product transmembrane protein 17 (gene Tmem17). The record is from RefSeq and is a predicted model, not a curated record. The transcript is spliced from 4 exons. The coding region runs from base 409 to 1005 and encodes 198 amino acids. Lineage: Eukaryota; Metazoa; Chordata; Mammalia; Rodentia; Muridae. Gene Ontology annotation, biological process: non-motile cilium assembly. Gene Ontology annotation, cellular component: ciliary transition zone.